Molecule: messenger RNA, 4400 nt
Organism: Dicentrarchus labrax (European seabass)
Lineage: Eukaryota; Metazoa; Chordata; Actinopteri; Moronidae
Gene: spata6
Product: spermatogenesis associated 6
Exons: 11
Coding region: 255-1598 (447 amino acids)
Biological process (GO): spermatogenesis
Molecular function (GO): myosin light chain binding
Source: RefSeq, a predicted model, not a curated record
UAGUCUCUUACUGUUUGUGAAUUGUUUACAUCUCUAUGGCCAUGUAGGCUUUAGCUCUAUUUAUGCAUGCACUGUUUAUUUAUUACUUAACUGCAGAUUCAAGGGGCUCUGGUUCUUUCAUAUUUUUGUAUGAGCUCAAAUCCCCUGUGUGUUUGUGAGAGAGAGCUUUUGAUUUGCCACUUCUUGGUCACAUGACUGCACAUCCGCUCUGUGACUGUUGCUGUUUGGCAGCCAUGACAACGAAAGUUGGAUGAAUGGCCUCACAGAAGAAGACGCUUUCCUCCUCUAAAGUGCACCAAAAGUCUCUGAAAUGUACCGUAUACUUGGACAUUCAGACAGUCACAUGUCCAGGAGUUCUCCUGUAUAAAAAGAACAAGAUCUACCUCAGUGUGUGUAUCAUGGGGCAGUACAGGAAGACUCCCUGUGUGCCGCCUGUGUUCCCUUUACUCUUCCACCACAAAAUGGUAUUUGUCAAGACUUUCCCCGGCGUUGUUGACCCUGCUGAUGUAGCUGACCUCCUCGAAGCUGACACAACAUCUUUUGAGCUGAUUCAGUUGGUGCCUCCAGAGGGUGAGAUCCUAGCCACGAUGGAGGAAAGCAGCAGAGAUUUCCUGUACCCUGGUCCCAGACUGAGCUCCAGAGAAGGAGCUGCGGAGAGAGAGAUACUGCUGAAGAGAGCCUCCUCCUUUCCUGGAAUCUCCCCCAAAGUCGAGUUUGGCACGACAUCAGUCAUAGAAGAGAGUGAUGGGAGAGACAGCUGGCCGGCCUCACCUACUUGCCAUCUUUCUCCAGUGAAGCCAUCUUUAACAACCUCCAGACAGAGUUUGGCAAACACGUCUUCACCAUCCAGCAAGCACUUUUCCAAAACACAUGAUGCAAACUGUGUCUCUCUGAAAGGUGGGAAGGAAAAGCUAAAUGUUGCUAGAAUUAGAAACUCUGCUCCGUCCUCAACAUCCAGACGCUCCCCUUCUCCAUCCCCAUCUGGCCGCAGUAAACACACUUCUCCCAGAGUUUCUGUAAACUCCAGCUACCAGCAGCCCACAGUUUCCUCAGUGACACGAGCCAUGUCCCCUUACACCCAUCGCAAGAUGUGCCAGCUUUCAGAGGACGCCCGGCAGAGGCUCCGCCAUCUCCAGUUGGGGCCUCACCACUUCAGGAAGGAGAGUGAGAGCCAGCCUCCCUUUUUGGUCUCUGGUUGCAGUAACGUCUCUGGGAUGGGAACUCCUUCUUCCUCUCCACAGAAUCGCAGCAUACAUCGAAGGUCUGUGAGCUUCACAGCUGAUCAAACAGAUUCUUCUCUCCUGGGGAGCUACAGACCAAAAACAGCCAGAGUGAAGUCCUGUUCGCCGAGGCUCCAGUCAUCUCCAGAGACACAGUCCAGACUUGAAGGCCAGACCAAAAGCUCUGUGCGAAGUGCUGCCUUAGCUCAGUCCACCCUGACCGUGUCAAACUCCAGAAGUCCUCUGAAUGUCAAACAUUCCCUCAGAGAAAGGCUGCAGACCAGUCCAUCGUACUGGGAGGAGAUCCACAGCCGAGUCCAGAGGAUUCUGAAGACACACAAAACCAACUGGGACCACCAAUUGACCUUUGACCUUUAACUUGCCACUCUUUCCACAAGGUGACCAAACAACUGAGGUUACAAUACAAAGACACUUCACUUUAAUAAUGUAUAUUCUCAAAGUUGACUUUAACCUGCCUUAUAUCUGUAAGAGUGGUUGUACACACCAACAGUUUAUUAACCCAGUGAGUCGGAUCCUCUCUCUCACACACACACACACACACACACACACACACACACACGUAUCUUAAUUUAUCUCCCUUUGAUGUUCAUUUAAAUUUCAAACCAUCCCAAGCACCUGCUAAGCGGCGUUUGUCGUCAUUACUCUUUGAAAAGGCAGGAUAUUUGCAGGGGUUACUGGGAAGCUGUGCAUAGCAGUACUGCCUCCCUCCCACCCAUCAGCUGGCCUGUUUUUUUAUUUUUUUUUUGGGUGAAACCAAGCGGCGAUGUCGUCUAAUUUGUCUAAAGCUGUGUGUGAAAUUGGCUCGGGUAUAAAGAAGUAGCAUUUUGUGUGUCUAUGGGAAGGAGACAUGGUGGAUGUAAGCUGCAGCUGUUAAGGGCUCAUCUCUCACAACACAAAAGAGAGACAAGAAGGUAGCCAAGAGCCACCGUUGGGAGCCAGCAGCUACAAGAGAUUUAAGAGAGAGGAGGAACAAAAGUAAUCCUGAAUGAAAGAGCAGGAGACACAAAGAAGUGUAGCCUUAACAUAAAUUAAGACGGUUGUGCAGAUUCAUAGUGUUAUACUAGAAUGUCUUAAACAUUGAGAGGUUACCUGCUCUCUGUAAUUUAAAUUUCAUUCAACCACAGGAGCUGAGUUACAGCUUUUAUCAGUGCUAAUAAAAUGAAAUGCAGCUGUGUUAAGCACUCUUUCCACAGCUAUACUUACAGAUUCAUUUCAUUCUCAAAGAUACUAAACUGUAUUUUAUUUUACACGAGGGAAUAGGUAAUACAGUGAAUGAUCCCAUAUUGUAGUUUUUGUUCAAUGCAGUGGAUACACUAACUAAUGCAGGAUCUGAUUAAUGGUUAAACUAAAUCUCUUUAGUUCGCCUCUCUUUGACUCAUGUUGACCAUCUCUACUCAGAGUCAGUGGAGAAAUGUCCAACAGCCGGACAGAUUGUGCGUCUUACUUAAAAAGAUGACAAGUUACAGUGUAAAAUGUUUUUCUCACAUAAAUUCAAACUACUCUUCACAGCUCUACUCUACUUCUGACAGUAAAAUAUGUCUGGAGAUACAUUUAUUUAAUUUUAAAUGUUUAAAUGUUCUGAAAACAUAAUUUAAACUUCCACAAGCUCAGUUUGCUUUUUCAGGUUAAGGUAGCACAAUGUUAAUUUGAAAAUUCAUAUACAAACCCAUUUAAAAAUCUAUUCCAUUUUAAAUAUUAUAGUAUUAUAAUUCAAUUCAAUUCAAUUUUUAUAUAUAUAUAUAUAUAUAUAGCAAACUAUGUAUAAAUUGAGUUUGCCUUUAAAUUUUAAUAUUAGCAGUAGUGAUCAAACACUGUUACGACUUGAUAGUCUUGUUUUAUUCUGGUUCUCCCUCAGUUGUGUGCUUUUUUUUUUUUUCCAGAAUUACCAAAAAGUUUUUUUAAAAUGUAGUUAGUGUGUUGUAAACUCAGCAUUUGAUUGACUGUAUGCAACAGACUGUAAAAACAGUAGUUUUUGUUUUGGUCAUAAAUGUAUUUUCAGAAUAUGAGUAUAGUAUCAUUUAGAAGAACCUUCACAAACAUCGGUGCCAGUCAAAACAAAGUGUUUUAAUGUUCAUUUGAUGCAUGUAUUUAAAGAAUGACUAUGAUUACAUUGCAGCAAAACAUUUGGAAAAUACACGUCCAUUUGAUUAAAAAUCAAUGUUUGUUUCAGUUGUAAAUAUAAGCAUGUACAAACAUCUUCUGGUAACUCUACUCUACUUUUACUAUCUUGUAUCAUCUUUUUUUUUUAAUACAGUCAGCUUCUUCAUGUGUAUACACGUAAAACAAUAAAGUUUUAUGUAGUCAUGUUUAAGUCCCAAAAUAUGAUUUAUUCUCCAAUCUUCAACAACAACAACCCACCUUCUGUUGAAGAAGUGGAGAUAAUAGUUAUCUGUGUAAAGCCUUUCAGAGUCAGUGCUCCUCAUGUCAAGUCUUCAGAUUUAUUUCUUAUGGAAUUUAUUCUUCUUCUUGUUGUUCCUCUUUCCGGCUCCUUGUGCUGCUUUCUCCGUCACAAUGUGCUGGAACUUCUUUUUAUUGUUGCUGGUAAAAGAAGAGAAAAGUAAUUUUAUAACCAAUUAUUUUUCCAAAGUUGAUGCACAUAGAUUUUGGGAUCUGCAAAGAUAUUUUGUAAUGUGUCUUCAAAUGUGGUUGUUUAAAAUAUUCUAUUUCAGUAGUGCUGUACAUUGUUUCCUGCAGCACAUAACAAAUACAAUUAGCUGCCUUAGCAGAGGAAAACCUCUCUAGAGGAGCCUUGCAAAAGUGCCAGACACCAUUACAUACAGGUUUAUUCUAUCAUCUCUUUAAAAUGAAGCACACCAGUAAUGAAAUAUAUCUAGACACUAGGUACACCUCCUGACAAUAUCUUGCCCACACCUUGAAUACAGAACUAGAGCAUGUUUUCUUUUUGUUACUUUUCUUAUAUAACAACAUUAUGCAGGGUUGGCAAAGCCUCCUGUGGUGUUACAUUGUAUCCUGUGGCCCAUCUGAUUCGGUAAACUGAUGAGAAAUUAGCUGUUUUGCCAGAAAUAUGACAGCAGACACUGGUGCCCAGUAUAUAUUUGUCUGUACAUCACUAACGUAGUUCAUAGUUGAACCACUAGUGUCACCAGAUCUGACGGGUCACUGCUUUCAGUAACUAAUAAAAGAUACGCAAAGAAUCUA